Bufo gargarizans (Asiatic toad) is the source of this 3302-nucleotide messenger RNA. RefSeq names its product elongation factor for RNA polymerase II 2 (gene ELL2). Gene Ontology annotation, cellular component: transcription elongation factor complex. Gene Ontology annotation, biological process: snRNA transcription by RNA polymerase II; positive regulation of transcription elongation by RNA polymerase II; transcription elongation by RNA polymerase II. The coding region runs from base 37 to 1920 and encodes 627 amino acids. Lineage: Eukaryota; Metazoa; Chordata; Amphibia; Anura; Bufonidae. The transcript has 12 exons. Gene Ontology annotation, molecular function: cis-regulatory region sequence-specific DNA binding. The record is from RefSeq and is a predicted model, not a curated record.
ACGAGUCGGAAGGGGAAGAGGGACUGAGUGAGGAAGAUGGCGGCUCUUAGUGAGGAGGGGAGCUACGGGCUGUCCUGCGAGAGGGGGUCACAGGACCAGACAACCGUGCUUCACGUUAAACUCACUGAGACCGCCUUCAGAGCCUUGGAGAACUACCAGAACACUAAGAAUUCUAUAGCUGUAAGACCAUCCAUAAAAUUUCAGGGACUCCAAGGAUGCAUCAAGAUUCCAAAAUCAGACUGCCUCAAUGAAAUGCACAACUUUAACUUCUAUCUAUCAAAUGUAGGAAAAGAUAACCCCCAAGGCAGCUUUGAUUGUAUCCAGCAAACUGUGUCAAGCACUGGCGUAUCAAAACUGAAUUGCCUGGGAUUCAUACAAGAUAAAAUAACAGUAUGUGCCACUAAUGAUUCCUACCAGCUUACAAGAGACCGUAUGACCCAGGCAGAAGAAGAAACACGAAGCCGUAGUACAAAAGUUAUAAAACCCGGUGGCCCGUUCGUAGGGAAGAGGGUCCAGAUUCGUAAACCAGCAAAUAAUCUUUUAGAUGCAGCACCAGAAAGGAAAAGGUCCACACCCAUUAAUCCAGCAAACACCAUUCGGAAGACAAAUGUCAGCAACAGUAUUGCACAGCGGCCAUAUAGGGAAAGGGUGAUUCAUCUGCUGGCACUGAAGCCAUAUAAAAAGCCAGAGAUACUUGCUCGUUUACAUAAAGAUGGUGUUAAUCAAAAAGACAAGAACUCUCUCGGUGUUAUCCUGCCACAGGUUGCCAAUUUGAACCCCAAGGACAACUCGUAUACACUUAAGGACUUUGUUUACAAAGAGAUACAGCGAGAUUGGCCUGGAUACUCUGAGUUUGACAAACAGUUAUUAGACAAAGUUCUUUCCAGAAAACUUAAUCAAUCUCAGAAUGCAACCAGCACCAGUCAAUCAGAAUCUCCGCCUUUAAGUGCUACAUCUACAUCUCCUUCCCAGAAACGUCUUCUGGACACUGAAUUCAUUGAUCCAUUAAUGAACAAGAAACCAAGGAUAUCUCAUCUUACAAACAGGGUGCAGCCAACUCUAAAUGGUCAUUUAGGUUUAACCAAUGACAAACCAGCACCACCUCCUCCGCCCGCUGCUGCCACCCCAGCACUUCCGCCACUUCCACCUGCACGCCUUCCAGUUUCCAAUCCACAAAAUAUGAACUCUAACUCCAAUUCUCCCAGUACUCCUGAGGGUAGGGGGACACAGGAUCUGCCCAUGGACAGUUUCAGUCAAAAUAGCAGCACCUACGAGGACCAGCAAAAUAAAUAUACCUCUAGGACUACUCUGGAUAAAUCUAUAUCAAUGCCAAUUAAUUUGGGAAAUUCAGAUCCCAAGGACGAUAAAAAUGGCACAUUGCACAAAAAGGCAAAGAAAUCCAAAAAACACAAAGAUAAGGACCGCAAAAAACUGGAUACUGAACCCAUUGAAGAAAAGCCAGUCCUACUGAAAAAAGAAAUCGUUAAGUUGGAAAUGAGCCCCAAGCCGGAUAAAAAGAAAGACAUUAAAGAAACCUGCACAGCAUCAGAUCCUUCAUCUACAACAGAAUUACCAGAUUACAUGAUAAAAUACACUGUUAUUGUGUCCAAAGAACAGAGGCAAAGUUACAAAGAUGACUUCAACUCUGAAUAUGAUGAGUAUCGCAGCUUACAUGCCAGAGUAGAAGGUAUCACUACAAAAUUCAUGCAGCUGGAUGCCCAAAGAAAGCGCCUUUCCCCUGGUUCUAAGGAAUACCAGAUUGUACAUGAAGAGGUUAUCAAGGAGUACAGGAAAUUUAAAGAGGCAAGUCCGAACUAUUAUGAAGAAAAAUACAGAUGUGAAUACCUGCACAACAAGCUUGCCCACAUCAAAAGACUAAUAGGGGAAUUUGACCAACAACUGGCAGAGUCCUGGCACUAAAGCUCUGCCUAGACAAGAUGUGAAUACUUAACGUUAUUUAUUUUAAAUUCCAGAUGUGUUACGCUAGGAUAAAGCAAAGAAACUUUUUUUCAGGAGUUUCAGUAUUAGCAGACUUAAUUUCUUCCCUCCUCCUGGUGCCCAACCUUACCUUUAUCCUGCUUAUUUAAAAGCUGCUUUUUCCUCUUCCUUGUCCUUCGGACUCUCAUUUAUCUGUGGAAAUCAGUAUAGAUACUGGAAUUCCAGUGACUAUACUCAAACUGCGCAUUCUAAGUUUUAUGUAGCAUAAUGUGCUUUUGGAUAAAUGUCUGUCUGUCUUUCUUAAAUGCAAACCCUUUGCCUUAAAUGGUAAAGGUUAAAAAAAAUUUGCACAAAAAUGUAUUUAAAAAUAAAACAAACACAAAAAGCAAAAUAAAAAUAGAGGGUUAAGAGACAGAAAAAAAAUAUAAAAAAAAAAUCUAUCCUAAACUUUAAGUCAUAACCCCUCCCUACACACACUUCAAUGGAUGCCUUAAGGUGUUUGCCUGUUUAUAUUUAGUGUAGUUAAGUAUUUCUACACGGCUUCCCGUCUUACUAAAGCAAUGGGAAGCACACCGUGGCCUAUCAGCGUCUAGGAGCGUGCUUGUACGUGUGCAAGGGUUGUGUGGGUGUGAGCAUGCAUGAUGAACUCAAAGCUGCUAUGUAAUAGGCCAAACGCUCAGGUUUUAAAAAACUGGCGAGUGUUAUUCUAGGGUUUUUCCUAUGAAUUUGCUACUUGUGUUGUGGAAAACGUUUGCAUUUCCAUUUCAAGAAUUUGUCAGCAUUGACAUCGGAGUGAGGGGGAGGGUAAUAAGGGAGCUGGUAUCAAACCAAGCGGAGCCCUUUCAGUGGAGGGGGGUGUUACUUCUUGUGAAGAGGUUUAACUUUUUUUGGGAUUACAAAUUAAGAAAUGUAACAAUGUAGGUAACUUAUUUAUAUACGGAUAUAAAGUAUUUUUGAAAGAUUAUGCAAAGAGACUAUUUACCUACAUGUAUAUGUAAAGAUUUUUUUUUUCUCCUGUAAACCAGGAGCUUAAGUAAAGUACAGAUAUAUUUAACUUUAAGAAAUACUGUGAUCAUCAGACAGCACAAAGUUGCAUUUCAUGCAAUGUACCAGUUUACUUUAAUUAAAAUUAUAAUAUUUUUUUUCAUGUGGGAACACUUAUUUUUAUUUAAUUUUUUUUUAAUUUAUAUAUAUAUUUUGCUUUUCUUUGCAUUCUGGGUAGACUGAAAUAAUUUUUUCCCCUGUCAUAAGUGCUGCCAAUGAAAAAGGGACGCAUAAUGUUUACAGAUGUCAUUAUUGGAAUGUUUGCCAAAAAAGCCUGUUGUCAGUAUCUGUAAUAAACAUUGCCUCCAGCAUCAAACAUG